AUGGAAGAUGGUCUCGACCGAGACAUGGGUAUCCUGGCAGACUACCUUCAGAAGUGGCACCUUCAGCUCAGUGUGGGCAAGACAGUGUCUGCAGCAUAUCAUCUCAACAAUCGGGAAGUAAGAAGGGAACUGGAUGUGUAUGUUGGCAACAACCGCCUGGAGUUCCAGCAAGCCCCCAAGUACCUUGGUGUAUGCUUGGAUCGGACACUGUCCUAUAAACAACACCUGGAUGAAGUGAAGGCCAAGUCUUUCACUACACUGCUGCACAGCAUGAACGACAGAGCUGGAGACAGAGGAGAGGGAUGGAUGGAGGAUCAGUGGGAGAAAUGGUUGACCCAUGACAUAAGUUUAAAUGAAUUUGAGGAUGAGGACUUGUCAGAAAUCACAGAGAUCACAGACGAGCGAGGUCUCAGCCUGAACUGCAAUGGCUUCGACAUCAAGGGUCAUAUGGUGCGGCCAUCCAGUAGUGUUGCUCGGAAGGUGGAGCCAGGCGCAGUGGGGCAUGUCUGCUCAGAGACGCUUCCCUUGGAGAUGAUCAACGGAGCAGAGGGAACACACACUGGUGACACACACACCACGAGCACACGCUCCAAGGAUACGUACACCAUGGACACAUACCGACCCAAACGGCCCACCACGCUCAACCUGUUCCCACAGGUGCCCCGCACACAGGACACACUGAACAACAACUCGUUUGGAAAGAAGUACAGCUGGCAGGAGAAAGUCUCUCACUCCACCUCACCGCAAAAAACAGGCGAUCUGGCACCUCGUGAGCACAUCUGCCUGAGCGACGAGGACAAAAUCAAAACCGAAACGAAAGACUGUGGCACCUCAACAGACACGCCCACCAAACGGCCAGCCCCUCCCAGACAGGCUGCUCCAUCUGUAGCCCCGCCCAUUAAAGCUAGUGCCUGUGAGCAGUCAGGGCAUCGUGACCGCAUUCGAUAUCACACGGAUGUGUGCGUAGAAGCUACUGAGGAGAUUUACCUGACUCCUGAUAGACCAGGCCGCAUGUCAAUCAUCACUGACGGUGAGGCCCCGCCCCCUUAUCAUCCUCCACUUUACCAAAAGGCAAAUGCAGCCAUCAUGGAGGAAGAAGAGGAAGAGCCUCCACCAUCUUACGCAUCCUGUGUGGCAGCCUCUGCAUCACUUGAUCUCAGGAGUAGGAGAAGAAGAAACAGCCGAGGAAGUGCAGAACUCAGGAGAAGAGGAAGGAAAGAAGAAGAAGUGGAGGAAGAAGACGAACAGGAAACUAGGAUUUCUUCAAAUGGACUCUCAUACGAUUCGGUUAAAUACACGCUUGUGGUGGAUGAAGAUGCGCAGCUGGAGCUUGUGAGCCUGAAGGAGUGCUUUCACAGUUACAGCGAUGACAGCGACUCAGCCACGGUCUACGAUAACUGCGUUUCCUCACCAUAUGGUGAGGAAUUCGAGGACGAGGAAGUGGAUCUAGAUGAAGUGCAUGGUGCCAGAGGGGCAAGAAUGGGCGGAGCCAGGAGGGAAGCCACUGCUUGCUUAUCGGAAGAUUCCACACCUGAGGCAGAUAUCCCAUUUUCAAGAAAGUUCCUCAACGUCUUUUUGAAUGGACGAUCACGCUCUUCCAGUUCAGAGUCCUUUGGUUUGUUUUCAUGCAUUGUUAAUGGAGAAGAGAGAGAUCAGAGUCAUCGGGCCGUUUACAGGUUUGUCCCCCGUCAUGAGGAUGAGCUGGAGCUGGAGGUGGAUGAUCCUUUACUAGUGGAGGUUCAGGCAGAUGAUUUUUGGUACGAAGGCUACAACAUGCGCACCGGAGCCCGAGGGAUAUUUCCUGCGUACUACGCCAUUGAAGUGACCAAGGAGCCUGAGCAGAUUAAAAAAGUGAGAAGUGCAGACUGGAUGGAGAGGUACAGCCUGAAAUUCCUCGGCUCUGUCCAAGUGCCGUACCACAAAGGGAACGAGGUGCUCUGUGCAGCCAUGCAGAAGGUUGCCAACAACAGGAGGAUGACUCUGCAUUAUAACCCCCCUUCAUCCUGCAUAUUGGAAAUCAACAUGAAAGGAGUGAAACUCACAGUGCAGGAUGACUACGGAGUAUACGACAGAAGUAGUCAAUGCACUCACUUCUUCCAGUUGAAGAAUAUCUCGUUCUGUGGCUAUCAUCCGAAAAACAACAAAUACUUUGGCUUCAUCACGAAACAUCCAGCAGAUCAGCGAUUCGCCUGCCACGUGUUUGUGUCUGAAAACUCCACCAAGGCCCUGGCAGAGGCUGUGGGGAAAGCGUUCCAGCUGUAUUAUAAAGAGUUUGUGGAGUUUUCGUGCCCUACAGAAGACAUCUAUCUGGAAUAAACACAAUUCUGCUUGCAGAUCCGUGUACAGAUAUACAGGAGGAUUAUUUUGCAUGACGGAUGAAGCAGUAACGUAA
Molecule: messenger RNA, 2392 nt
Organism: Neoarius graeffei (lesser salmon catfish)
Lineage: Eukaryota; Metazoa; Chordata; Actinopteri; Siluriformes; Ariidae
Gene: mapk8ip1b
Product: mitogen-activated protein kinase 8 interacting protein 1b
Exons: 13
Coding region: 1-2316 (771 amino acids)
Biological process (GO): regulation of JNK cascade
Cellular component (GO): cytoplasm
Molecular function (GO): protein binding
Source: RefSeq, a predicted model, not a curated record